AUGAGUGCACUCUUUUUUGUGGCCCUUGUUGGAGUUGCAGUUGCUUUCCCUUUUGACGAUAAGAUCGUUGGAGGAUACACCUGCCAGAAGGAUUCUGUCCCCUACCAGGUGUCCCUGAACUCUGGCUACCACUUCUGCGGAGGCUCCCUCACCAAUGAUCAAUGGGUGGUGUCUGCAGCUCACUGCUAUAAGAACCGCAUCCAAGUGAGGUUGGGAGAGCACAACAUCAACAUCCUUGAGGGCAAUGAGCACUUUGUCACUGUUUCCAAGAUCAUCAAGCACCCCGACUUUGAUGUGAAAACCCUGGAAAAUGACAUCAUGCUGAUCAAGCUCUCUUCCCCUGUGACCCUCAAUGCCCGAGUGGCCACUGUGGCCCUGCCCACCUACUGUGCACCUGCUGGCACUCAGUGCCUCAUCUCUGGCUGGGGUGAUACCUUGAGCUUUGGCGUGAACCACCCAGACCUACUCCAGUGCCUGGAUGCCCCACUGCUGCCUCAGAUUGACUGUGAAACCUCCUACCCUGGAAGGAUCACUAAUAACAUGGUCUGUGCUGGCUUCCUUGAGGGAGGCAAAGAUUCAUGCCAGGGUGACUCUGGUGGCCCUGUGGUCUGCAAUGGAGAGCUCCAGGGCAUUGUCUCCUGGGGUUAUGGCUGUGCCCUGAAGGACAACCCUGGUGUGUACACCAGGGUCUGCAACUAUGUGGACUGGAUUGCGAAUACCAUUGCUGAUAACUAA
This is a messenger RNA of Peromyscus californicus insignis, 735 nucleotides long. RefSeq names its product anionic trypsin-2-like. NCBI's taxonomy places the organism in Eukaryota, Metazoa, Chordata, Mammalia, Rodentia, Cricetidae. Gene Ontology annotation, molecular function: serine-type endopeptidase activity. Gene Ontology annotation, biological process: proteolysis. The record is from RefSeq and is a predicted model, not a curated record. The coding region runs from base 1 to 735 and encodes 244 amino acids. The transcript has 5 exons.